Molecule: messenger RNA, 786 nt
Organism: Dreissena polymorpha
Lineage: Eukaryota; Metazoa; Mollusca; Bivalvia; Myida; Dreissenidae
Exons: 2
Coding region: 1-786 (261 amino acids)
Source: RefSeq, a predicted model, not a curated record
AUGGAGGAAGAGCGGCGACUGGUGGAGGAGGCAGAGAGGCAGAAGGAGGCAGCUUCCAGGAAGCAGGGCUCUGACAGGGGCAGCAAGUCCUCUAGUAAGAGUCCUUCCCCUACCUCUGCUGGUCCAGGAAGGGUCAGGAGGUCAAGAUGGGGCCAGACAGGCACGCUGCCUGUCUCCACAGUCACCCAGUCAUCUCACCAUCUACACUCCUUGAGCAGUAACCUCAGUAAACUUGUAGUCAGUGCUCUGUCUACAACCAGCGAGAGUGUCUCAAUCACAGCAGUGUGCAUGUCUGCGUCCUCUCCUUCCCCCCGCCCUGCUAACACAGGAGGCAUGGCUAAUACCACUCCACCAAGUAUUGAUAAUAGACUCAUUCUCACUGCCAAGCAUAACAAGAACCGCCAGCCAGUUAACCCCUCACCCUAUGUGGGUAAUGGUAUUAUGAGUCCAGCAGUAUCGGAAGCGGCAGAGGUCACUUCUUCCAACAAUCAUAUCGCAAUGCAGCAGCAAGAACUGCUGAAGAAACAAACCCAACAGUUGAUACAGCUCAAGGUUAGGCAAGAACUGAAGAAGCAACAACAGCAGCAGCAACAACAACAGCAAGCAAAAUUACAGCAGCAGAACAAGCAGUCCCAGCAGCAGCAGCGACUGCCACCUGUAGCAGCAGCGGGCCAGAAGGAUGGAGCAAAGAUACCAGCAGAUAUCAACGGUGAACAGAACAGCUUAAACCACGGGAACGCGAAAAAUGCCCUUAAUUCAAAGCCAACAGUGCAGAUAAACAACUAA